Lobosporangium transversale is the source of this 555-nucleotide messenger RNA. RefSeq lists its product as hypothetical. Gene Ontology annotation, cellular component: cytosolic small ribosomal subunit. Gene Ontology annotation, biological process: positive regulation of translational fidelity. Gene Ontology annotation, molecular function: structural constituent of ribosome; rRNA binding. The record is from RefSeq and is a predicted model, not a curated record. The coding region runs from base 1 to 459 and encodes 152 amino acids. Lineage: Eukaryota; Fungi; Mortierellomycota; Mortierellomycetes; Mortierellales; Mortierellaceae. The transcript is spliced from 4 exons.
AUGUUCGGAGAGUUUUGGUGGCUGUGCCUUAUGGAGUUCCCAAGAGCUGCUCAAAGACAUAUAAGGCCCUCCAUCGUCCCUUCCGCUAGUCUCGAUCAGGAACUGAGGCUUGUUGGAGAUAUCCGUCGUGCUCGUGAGCUGUUGCCAUUGAUGGACAAGGGCCCUCGUCGUUCCUCCGGGGGCAACGUCUUGAUGUCCAUUGAUGUGUUAGAUUACUCCUUGGCCUUGAAGAUUGAGGACUUCUUGGAGCGUCAUCUCCAGACCCAGGUCUUCAAGCUCGAUUUUGCCAAAUCCAUCCAUCACGCCUGUGUCUUGAUCCGUCAGCGCCACAUCCGUGUCAAGCACAUUGACUUUUCUUUGACCUCCUCAUUUGGUGGUGGACAUGCUGACCAUGUCAAGAGAAAGCGUGCUGCUGUUACCGCAAGCAGGAGUGAUGAUGUUGAGGAGAAGGACGAGUAAAAUAUUUCUAAUAUCUAGUAUAUAGUCUUUCGAGUAAUUUUUCCGACAUUCAAAUAAAAGUGAAUAUGAAAGAGAAAAGUCGAAAGAAUGAGGGGU